Molecule: messenger RNA, 876 nt
Organism: Protobothrops mucrosquamatus (brown spotted pit viper)
Lineage: Eukaryota; Metazoa; Chordata; Lepidosauria; Squamata; Viperidae
Gene: POU2AF3
Product: colorectal cancer associated 2
Exons: 5
Coding region: 1-747 (248 amino acids)
Cellular component (GO): cytoplasm
Molecular function (GO): DNA binding; POU domain binding
Source: RefSeq, a predicted model, not a curated record
AUGUCAGGGAAGGCGAAGGUCUACCAAGGCGUUCGAGUGAAGAUGACCGUGAAGGAACUUCUGCAGCAGAGAAGAGCCAAACAGGCCAUGGUGGCUGAAGCUGUUUUUGGAGAAUGCAGCGGAAACGUCCAGGCUGGUGAGGCUUUUUCGCCUCCCUGCACAGUUCCUUACAUCAACACGGCUCCUGAAUCUUCCUUAUCCGGCGGUUUACCACCUUGGCAGUUCCAGAACGGGAGCUCCUGCGAGGAAAUUCCCCAUUAUUUGGAGCAGCUGGUGGAUUCUUGCCUUCAAGCUGAGCCACUGCUGGAGGUGCCCUUGGCCCUGGCACAGGACAACCUGGCCUGCUCACCUGAGAGCUUCCAGCCAGCCCUCACCUGCCUGGUACUUGAGUUUCUGGGUUCCGGAUCCCCCGAGGUUCCUGAUCCCUCCAGCACCUUCGAUUACAGCUAUUCCUCAUCUCAGAUGCCUCCUUUCGCCCCACUUGGCUACAGCUGCCCGGCUCUGGAUGGCAGGAGUUGCAUGUAUUUGCCCCCAGAGGAAAGCACCUGCCAGCCACAAAACCACGUCCCACACACCUCCGGCCUAUCGACGUGCUACUGCACCCCGUGCGGUUCCCAGCACUUGGACACUUUUCGAGCUUCCGAAUUCUUUCCCUACGCCACCCUGGAUUGCAAAGACUAUGCCCCUUCGGUCUCUAUGACGGAUGACUUCUGGAAGGAUAGGAGUUGGGACCUGUGCUACAGUUAGCCUAGCGAUGGCCGCCCGCACUUGUGAAUGCAGGAGUUCUCUGGACUCAGGUCCCCCAUUGUGGGUUUGCCAAGGGCUCCAAAUGAUACCUUUCUCAGGUCAACCAACAUGGAAAGGGCAGGAUGCAAG